ACAGCUGGGGCUGGACCCCGCCCAGAUGCCAGCUGGCCGGCCCUACCCUGUGGGAGGUGCCAUCUCUGGGACCCAGCCGGAGCCUGGCCUGGGCGCCAGGAUGGCCACCCGCAAAGCCCUGCUGAUGUGUCUGGGGCUGCCUCUCUUCCUGGUCCCCGGGGCCCAGGCCGAGAGCCAGGCCCCCCCUGGCUGCAGCUCCGACCUCAACCCGCUCUAUUACAACCUGUGUGACCGCUCUGGGGCGUGGGGCAUCGUCCUGGAGGCAGUGGCCGGGGCUGGCGUCAUCACCACGUUCGUGCUCACCAUCAUCCUGGUGGCCAGCCUCCCCUUUGUGCAGGACACCAAGAAGCGGAGCCUGCUGGGGACCCAGGUGUUCUUCCUGCUGGGGACCCUGGGCCUCUUCUGCCUCGUGUUUGCCUGCGUGGUCAAGCCCAACUUCUCCACCUGUGCCGCUCGGCGCUUCCUCUUCGGGGUCCUCUUCGCCAUCUGCUUCUCCUGCCUGGUGGCCCACGUGUUUGCGCUCAACUUCCUGGCCCGGAAGAACCACGGGCCCCGGGGCUGGGUGAUUUUCACCGUGGCGCUGUUGCUGUCCCUCGUGGAGGUCAUUAUCAACACCGAGUGGCUGAUCAUUACCCUGGUCCGGGGCGGGGGCGGGGGCAGCCCCCUGGGCAACGGCAGUGCCGGCUGGGCCGCGGCCGCCCCCUGCGCCAUCGCCAACAUGGACUUUGUCAUGGCUCUGAUCUACGUCAUGCUGCUGCUGCUGGGUGCCUUCGUGGGGGCCUGGCCCGCCCUGUGCGGCCGCUUCAAGCGCUGGCGGAGGCACGGGGCCUUUGUGCUGUUCACCACGGCCACCUCCGUCGCCAUCUGGGUGGUGUGGAUCGUCAUGUACACCUAUGGCAACGAGCAGCGCCGCAGCCCCACCUGGGACGACCCCACGCUGGCCAUCGCCCUGGCCGCCAACGCCUGGGCCUUUGUCCUCUUCUACGUUAUCCCCGAGGUCUCCCAGGUGACCAAGGCCAGCCCGGAGCAGAGUUACCAGGGGGACACGUACCCCACCCGGGGCGUGGGCUACGAGACCAUCCUGAAGGAGCAGAAGGGUCAGAGCAUGUUCGUGGAAAACAAGGCCUUUUCCAUGGACGAGCCGGCCUCAG
Messenger RNA from Carlito syrichta (Philippine tarsier), 1151 nucleotides. RefSeq names its product G protein-coupled receptor class C group 5 member C (gene GPRC5C). The transcript has 2 exons. The annotation marks the transcript as partial. Gene Ontology annotation, molecular function: G protein-coupled receptor activity; protein kinase activator activity. The record is from RefSeq and is a predicted model, not a curated record. Gene Ontology annotation, biological process: G protein-coupled receptor signaling pathway. Lineage: Eukaryota; Metazoa; Chordata; Mammalia; Primates; Tarsiidae. Gene Ontology annotation, cellular component: intracellular membrane-bounded organelle; plasma membrane; signaling receptor complex.